Molecule: messenger RNA, 285 nt
Organism: Strongylus vulgaris
Lineage: Eukaryota; Metazoa; Nematoda; Chromadorea; Rhabditida; Strongylidae
Source: the annotation of a GenBank genome assembly
CUUUUCAUCGAAGAACGCCUUCGGUUAGGGAUGCUCUCAUUCCGCCUUCAAAAUGUUCUUCAUGGACAAAACUAUACAAAUUAUCAAGUUGUGGAAGGCAGCGGCUCGGACUCGGAUGACGAGGAUUAUGACGAAGGAUCUGGACUCUCGAUUGUAUCUUUGUACUCCACCGAAUCUACAGACCAAGCAUUAGAAGUACAACCACAUACCUCAACAUCACGACAGUUUACUUCAUAUUCUAUGUCUCUACUCAUUAUACUGCUGUACUUGACACGAUUUUUGUGA